Molecule: messenger RNA, 511 nt
Organism: Pseudopodoces humilis (Tibetan ground-tit)
Lineage: Eukaryota; Metazoa; Chordata; Aves; Passeriformes; Paridae
Gene: PTRHD1
Product: peptidyl-tRNA hydrolase domain containing 1
Molecular function (GO): peptidyl-tRNA hydrolase activity
Source: RefSeq, a predicted model, not a curated record
AAGCUCCCGGCAGCCCGCGCGGUUCCGUACGGCAACAUGGCGGCGGCGCUGGUGCAGUACGUGGUGCUCCGCGGGGAUCUGGCGCGGCCUCCCCGCUCGUGGCCGCUCGGUGCCGUGGUGGCUCAGGGCUGCCACGCGGCGCUGGCCGCCGUUCACGGUUACCGGGAGCAUCCCGACACCGGAGCGUACCUGGAGCUGGGCGCCGCCAUGAGAACCGUGGUGCUGGAGGCUCCGGAUGAGAAUUCCCUGCUGGAUUUGGCGGAGUCGCUGAAGGAAAAAGGCGUCGAACACCGACUUUGGAUGGAGAAUCCCGAGGGAAUUCCCACGUGUUUGGCGCUCCGGCCUUAUCCCAAAAAUCAGGUGCAGCAACACCUCAGGAAAUUCAAACUCCUCAAAUGACUUCGUCCUGAUUUUUCCAGGUUUUUUUAUUCCUUCAAAUCUGGGAAUUUUGGAGGUGAAUUCCGGCGUUUUCGGGAUGAGGAAUUUUGUGGUUUUUAAAGUGGUUUUUUUU